This is a messenger RNA of Doryrhamphus excisus (bluestripe pipefish), 1180 nucleotides long. The record is from RefSeq and is a predicted model, not a curated record. Lineage: Eukaryota; Metazoa; Chordata; Actinopteri; Syngnathiformes; Syngnathidae.
UUUAUAUAGAUAUGUAUAUGUAUGUAUGUAUAUAUGUAAGUGUAUAUGCGUGUGUGUGUGUAUAUGUGUGUGUAUAUAUAUAUACAAUCCAUCUAUCUAUUUUCUAUGCCACCUAUCCUCACAGGGGUAGGCUGGAGCCUAUCCCAGCUGACUGACAUUAUUACAUUAAUACACAGAUAAUAAUAUGGGAUGCAUUCUAUUUAUAGGCACCCAAACUAUAAUAUCCCACAACACUGUACCAAUUAAACUAAGACUAAUUAAAAUUACAGUGGUAAUCACAAUGGCUACACUGAAUGACGGAUACCCAACAUUAAAAAAUAUAUUAUACAACCAAAGAAGAAGCUGAAGAAGAAGAUAAAUAUGAAUAAAAUGACUUUUAUGUCGUUUUCCUUCCACUUUAUGAAAAAUGUGUAAACACCGCCCUCUGCUGUUAAAAACCAAACAUCACUAUCCAACCUGCAUUUUAGCGCAAGCUAAUAUUUCCCAACCAGGAAGUACGGUGGCCUUUAAAAGAUGAAAGGCACUUGGCAAUAACCUGUGUACUUCUAGUACUGUGUAAGUACUUUAGUACUUAUAUUAUAAAUGACACUUUUUAUGUAGUUGUGAGUACCUAGCCGUCGGUUUGUCACCAAACCACGUGGACACAACCAGGAAGUGCUGCAUCCCCAAAAAGGGGCCGGGCACGUGGUGACGUCACCAUCGAAAAAGCGCAAAUGAAAGCGUUGCUUAUCACACAUCGUCUUGUGGUUCGUGAAUGCCACAUCAACAGAGGAUAAAGCCUGCAGCCAACUUGGCACAACAAUGACUUUCGGCAAAGCAUCUCUUGUGUUGGUGUCGAUACUCUGCAAUCUGUCUGUGGUGACAUUAAAAGACAGCCCUGUGCCGUGCUACACCAUCGAGCCUGGCAUGGUGGCAGGUAUUGUUAGCGCAGAUGUGGUGUUGACUCUCUUCCUGGUUUUCCUCACCUACUUUUGCACCAUCUCCAUGCAUCAAAAAAAGCAUCGUCGAGAACACGGUGACAAAGUGUAUGUGAAUUUCUUCAGACACAAGACCUGAUUUUUGUAUUAAAUUGUUUGGGUAUUAAUAUUCAAUUCACUUUUGUUAUUCAUUCAUUCAUUCAUUCAUUUUCUACCGCUUAUCCUUACAAGGGUUUUGAGCGUGCUGGAGCCUAUCCCAGAAA